UGUCCAAAAGAUUUCGCCACUACAAAGAAUGUGGGCCAUAUAGGCAUAAAUUAUUUCUUCAACAAUUCUCUCACUCUGUAAAUACAUUGAGGCUUCAAUAUGAGAGAUUUAAGCAAUUAAUAGUAAACCAGACUUUGUAUGUGUCCCAUUUGUGUUCUUGAUGGCAAUGCGAUAGUAAUACAAAAGCAACACAGCUAAAUUGAAUAUUGCCUGUAAACAGUGGUUUAAUACAUCAUGGCAGAUGGGAACAACCCAACCGAUGAUCCUCCUGUUGUGGGCGAUGAUGUGGGAAUUGAUCCCCAAACACUGGAGAUCGCUCGCAUUUUACGGUCACUGGAUGAGGAGAUUACAGAGGAAAAAAGUAUGCCAUUGCUAAAAGAAAUAAUCACACAAAUUGCCCAUGAGUCAGUCCAUGAUAGAAAUUACAAUGUUUUGACAGAUUAUAUGAGGCGCUUUGUCAAUGUUCUUGGCUUUAGUGUACAGUUUUCAGUUAGUAAGACCAAAGAGAUCAUUAAAAUACUGCUUAAAAUCUGGAAUGAACCAAAUGUGGCAAGGUAUGUGAUGCAAGAAGUUUACAAGGAGGAUAUUGAUGCUGCUGAAAAACCAUUUGACCCAGAUAAGAUCCCAAAUGCUGUGAAACAGUUGGAUGACAAAGCCAUCAAGAUUUUUUUUAAAGCAUUACAAGAUGGAGAGGAAGAAGUUAAGAAUAUACGCCUGAUGGUUGUUGGCAUGUUUGGUGUGGGGAAGACUUCACUUGUGAACAAUCUGAUUAAAGACUUCCGAGAUAAAAACAUUAUUCCUCCAAGCACAGAAGGUAUUGAUCUUCACAGGUGUCAAGUGAUGGAAGAUGGGGAUUGGUGUUUGGAUACAAAAUACAAGUUACAGAAAUAUAAAAAUAGGAUGGAAAGUGCGUUCAACAAAAUUCCAUUGAACACUAAUUUAGCAACUGCUUCUACUGAUUACACUGAUAGCAUAGAAGGUUUGCCUGUAAAAGAACAAAUAGAUGCUGAUGUUCCUGACAAUCAAAUACAAACUGAACCAGAAAAAAUGAACAAUAAUAGGGACUAUACUGAACAACAUGUAAAAGAUGAGUUUGUACAAAACUAUUUACCAUUGGUACAAAAGAUGAACGAAAACAAAGAUGAACCUGUAAAAGACUCGAACGUUCCUCUAGAAAGAAUAAAAACAGAGAUAACUGUUUCUGUUUGGGAUUUUGCAGGCCAGACACUGUACUAUUCUACACAUCAGUUCUUUUUGAAUCAAAGGUCGAUUUACUUAGUGCUAAUGGACAUGACAAAAAGUUUGAAGGACAACGUCAAAGAGUUGGAUGGAAGCGGAAUUUGGUGUGGUUUGGUUAAUGAGUGUACGUAUUUGGAUGUAUUUAAGUUUUGGCUGAAUGCAAUCCACAUGUAUAGUGGUUAUAAGUCAACAACAGGGGAAAUAAACCCAACUGUCAUUUUAGUUGGAACUCGAAAAGAUCAAAUGGAGGGAAAUGAUCAAGACAAAGAAAAAACAAAGGAUAGAUAUUUCAAUAAAGCGCUUUUGUCCUUUGAACGAGAUUCACCAGUAUUAAAUCAUAUUCAUGAGAAGAUAUUCUGAGUGAACAAUUUAUCA
Molecule: messenger RNA, 1614 nt
Organism: Dreissena polymorpha
Lineage: Eukaryota; Metazoa; Mollusca; Bivalvia; Myida; Dreissenidae
Exons: 2
Coding region: 235-1599 (454 amino acids)
Source: RefSeq, a predicted model, not a curated record